Molecule: messenger RNA, 1385 nt
Organism: Anopheles marshallii
Lineage: Eukaryota; Metazoa; Arthropoda; Insecta; Diptera; Culicidae
Product: alpha-2B adrenergic receptor-like
Exons: 3
Coding region: 1-1299 (432 amino acids)
Biological process (GO): adenylate cyclase-activating adrenergic receptor signaling pathway
Cellular component (GO): membrane
Molecular function (GO): G protein-coupled amine receptor activity
Source: RefSeq, a predicted model, not a curated record
AUGGAACUGCUCUCGAGCGAAAUCGAUAAUCGGCCAUUAAACUUUAAGCAGCACACCCGCACCAGGGAGCUAAGUCAAGACAUCGGUUACGUGCUGUACUCGGCACUCGGAUCGUUCUACAUUCCGAGCUGCAUCAUGGUGUUCGUCUACAUCCGGAUCUAUUUUGCGGCGAAGGCCCGUGCGCGGCGCGGUAUCCGUAAGAAACCGCUAAAACCACCGAGCGAACAGGAUACGAGCUUCACGCGAAAUGCCGGUACCGUGCCGAUGCCAUCGCUACCCAGUGCCUCUAGCAAUAACAAUCAGUCGACGGCGCAACACCCGCUGCAACUGUCCACCGGUACGGGCGGUACGCAGCCCGUCGGCAACACUAUCAGCGGGUCGACGCAAAUCGCGACGAUAGAGCCGCCCCCGCGCGGUACCAGCUCGUCGGCCGGUACGCCGAUGCCCAUCCCGGUCGUGACGUGCGACUUCGCCUCGGACAUGUCGACGAGCGAGGCGGCGACGGCCGAACAGGACAAUCACGGGCCAAUCUCGCCGGUCGGGACGGGUGGGCUUGAGCCGAAGGAUACGCUUAAGGUGGCGCAACCGAUGCAGCAGGGCCGGAGCAGUAGUACGAACGGUAUUACGUCGGCCGGCAGUACCGAACCGUCACCAUCGCCGUCCGCCACCGCCCGGAACCGGGCGCUCUCGGUCGGGAUCGAUACGGACAUGGUGAGCGAGUUCGACCCGUCCAGCUCGGACUCGGGCGUGAUCAGCCGGUGUGCGGUGGUGAAACCGCUCAAGUUUCGCCUCUGCCAGCCAAUCUUCGGCAAGGGUAAGGCAAAAUCGCGCCAAACCAAUGCGAAAACCGGCCAUGGUGGGUCGGGCGGUGGUGGGCGUGGUGGUGGCAACUGUACACAACCGAUGCUGGGUGGUGCGAGCGGCAGUGGCGGCCAGCAGGCCAUCUCGCAGCUGAUCGCUGCCAAGCAGACGGACAGUGCGUGCAGCGAGCUGGAACCGGCGCUACCACCGAAACCGAAACCGCGCGACCCGGAGAAGGAAAAGCGACGCAUCGCGCGUAAGAAGGAAAAGCGGGCCACGCUCAUCUUGGGUCUGAUCAUGGGCAGCUUCAUCGCGUGCUGGUUGCCGUUCUUCUUCCUGUACAUACUCGUGCCGGUCUGCCCGGAUUGCCACAUCCCGGAGAGUGCGUUCUCGCUCGCGUUCUGGCUCGGCUACAUGAACUCAGCGCUCAAUCCGGCCAUCUACACCAUCUUCAACAAGGACUUUCGGCGCGCGUUCCGGCGCAUCCUGUUCAAGUGAUGUUUAGCGUACGUGUGCUGCUAUCGCUGCGUCUCCCGUAGCAUCGAGAAGGCUACGGAGCGGGCCAUUGGCGGCGCACAGCUCGG